GCUAGUUCCGUGAGCGCUCGGUCAUUUUCGCCUCUUUGUUUUACUGAUAGUGGAUUUAACUCGGAUCCGGCUCCACAUCCAGCGGUCCUGGCGGCUUUUAAACAGGCUUCGAUGAGAGGCUCUCCAUGAUGAGCAGCUAACAGCAUCUGCUACAACCACAGGACGAUACGUGGCUGCUGCUCCAUCACGGUCCACGCAUGGCGGUCCUCGGGAACCCCGACAUGCUGACGAGGAAGAUCAAGCUCUGUCACAUCAACGCCCACAUCACCUGUCGCCUGUGUGACGGAUACCUGAUCGACGCCACCACCGUCACCGAGUGCUUACACACCUUCUGCAGGAGCUGCCUGGUGAAGUACCUGGAGGAAAACAACACGUGCCCCACGUGUAGGAUUGUUAUUCAUCAGAGCCAUCCACUGCAGUACAUCGGCCAUGACAGAACGAUGCAAGACAUCGUCUACAAACUGGUCCCGGGGCUUCAGGAGGCGGAGAUAAAGAAGCAGAGGGAGUUCUAUCAGAAGUUGGGCAUGGAGGUGCCCGGAGACAUUAAAGGAGAGCUGUGCAACAUGAAAACUCAUCUAGAUCAACGCAACGGUGAUGCCAAAUCGGAGGACACGGCCAACAAGGAGACGGGAGAGGAGAAACCAGAGGAGGACAACGACUACCACCGUAGUGACGAGCAGGUCAGCAUUUGCUUGGAGUGCAACAGCAGCAAACUCCGGGGGCUGAAGCGCAAGUGGAUCCGCUGCUCAGCACAAGCCACCGUCCUCCACCUCAAGAAGUUCAUCGCCAAAAAGCUCAACCUGACAUCGUUCAACGAGCUGGACAUUUUAUGCAAUGAAGAAAUCUUGGGAAAGGACCACACUUUGAAAUUUGUUGUUGUGACGAGAUGGAGAUUUAAGAAAUCUCCGCUCCUGCUUCAUUACAGACCCAAGAUGGACCUGCUGUAGCUACAACGGACACAAUGGUUGUUUUAUUAUUAUUUUUAUUAUUAUUAUUAUUAUAAUAAUUAUCAUUUUGUUGGCCCAGCGGCCACGGACUGUACCGAACAAUUUCUUUUUUUUUUUUUUUUUUCUUAGUUUUUUUUUUUUUUAAUUUAUGCAAAGACGAUCAACACCAAGCAAACGAUAAACGUCAACAAAAGCCAGCAAAAACCCACAUCUCUCAAAAACGACAAACUGGCCGCCUCCAGCACACGAACUGCAACACUGGCGUGUUUUUCUAGGAACUGAAACAACCUUUUUUCUUUUUUUUCCCUUUUUCUUUUGUCCGCUACAUCCUACAUAUGUGAACAAAAAAAAAGAAAAAGAAGAAAAAAAAAACAAAUGGAAAGAAAGCAUAUAUUUAUACUUUUGUACAGAAGAGACACAUGAACCAAGACACUACUGGUGCUCUGUUUACACGCAAACAAGAUGUCGAGUCAUGUGACCGUCUUUUUCAGCUUCACGCAAACGUCGUCCCACGACGGCGACGACGCCAGAAGACGAAGGUAAUUUUUCUUUUUUAAAUAUAUAUAUAAAGAAGCGUCUUUUCACAAAAACACUCGACUUGUCUCCGGAGCACAUAAAGUAUAUGGAAAAGUUAUAUAACAGGCAUCAUUUUAAAGCUGUUAAUCAAUUGUCCUUUUUGUUUUUUGUUCUUUUUCUUUUCCACUUCUUCAUUGUGUCUAAUUUGCUAUUGGAUUCUUGAUGAUUGUCAAUUGUGAAUAGGCAAUUUUUUUUGUGUUUGUAAUUUAUGUUCUAUAUACCAAUAUUGUACAUAAAAUGUCAUUACAGAGAGAUUGAAGAGAGACUUUAGACUGUUAAAAAAAAAGAGUGGAUCCCUGAAGUGCUAUCUAUAUGUUGGGCGAUUAGAGUCCGCAGGUAAUAAAUUAGGAUUUUUAAAAAGACAGACUCCCUAUUGGUAUUGAAAUAUAUAAAAGCAUCUUUAUGUGGUCUGGAAAAGACACAAAGCAACUUUAUCAAAUCAGCCUGCAUUUCUGUUUGAGCUGGUGGAGGUUUUGGUUCAAGACACGCGCUCCUUGUAGCUCCUAUAAUG
Cololabis saira (Pacific saury) is the source of this 2034-nucleotide messenger RNA. RefSeq names its product polycomb group RING finger protein 3. The transcript is spliced from 10 exons. NCBI's taxonomy places the organism in Eukaryota, Metazoa, Chordata, Actinopteri, Beloniformes, Belonidae. Gene Ontology annotation, cellular component: PRC1 complex. The record is from RefSeq and is a predicted model, not a curated record. Gene Ontology annotation, biological process: regulation of transcription by RNA polymerase II. The coding region runs from base 198 to 947 and encodes 249 amino acids.